CUGUCUGCUAGCUACCUCAAGUUCCAUCCUCAAUAAGGAUUACCAAUCAAGGCCAGGGAAUGCCUAAGCCAGAAACACAGAGAUAGCAAAUUGCAGUCCUAUAUCAGACGAGGAACAAGACAACCAUGGAACUCGAUUCCGAACACUUGAAAUGGCGAGGUAGUGUGAGAGCAAUCGUGGAUGCACCUAUAGACAAAGUGUGGGGCAUGGUUUCACAGACCAAGAGACUCCCAGAGUGGAUGCCAAUGGUUGAGAGAUGCACAAUCCUCACCGGAGAAGAAGGGCAGGUGGGUUAUGUGCGGCUAGUCUCCGGGUUCAUGUUCCCUCAAGAAGAUGGUGAAAGAUCAUGGAUCAAGGAGAAGUUGAUCUCCAUUGACCCAUCAUCCCACAGCUAUGCUUACAAGAUGGAAGCCAGCAAUGUUGGUCUGGAUGGUUCUGUGAACAAGCUCAAGCUUGUUGAUUAUGGGGGCCAAGGAUCAAGUACACUAGUUGUCUGGUCAUUUGAGAUAGACCCUUUGGAAGGUGUAUCUCAAGAUGAUAUUAUAGACUUUUUGGGGUUUGUUUACAAGUCUUCCAUUGCUAGGAUUGGUAAUGCCAUUCAAGCUGGAGCAACCCUAGCCUAAACAAUUCCUUGAAAGAAAAACACAACAUCUCCCUUGUAAGUUCACUCACCUAUUGACACGCGUUGCACACAUGUCAGUCUUCUUGGUUCGUGUUUCAAACAGGCCGAGAGCACAAUACAUUAAUCGUUAUCAUAUUGUACAUUGCCAUAAACAGUGAUAUGUCAUGAAAACAGGUGCAUGUUGUUUCAUGAACUUGUGUUUGUUGGAUGUCCUGGGAAAAGGCAAGCCCUUGGAGAAAACGUGUUAGAAGGUGCAGAGAAGUGUAUAAAGCUGUAAGCCAAAAGUAGCAGUUCCAGAAAUCCAUUUCUUAACCACGAUAUCUGUAUAUUUGGCACCUUUUAGUUUCUUCUUUAAUUUCUUUUCUGUUUUCAUUUCCUCACUACGUCAAUGUGUGCUUUCAAUACAUAGGCUUCUCGAAAUGUAGGUUCCUUUUUACAGAAUGUUGCACUCAGUCAAAUGAAUGAAAUGAACAAUUGAAUUCUGGUUCCGAAGAGAUUAGUCCAUCGAUAUGAACAAGAAGAACAAAAAACUGAAAGAAAUUGCAGCUGGGCUGCAAUUUGCAGAUGGGGUUUCAGUCAAUUUGACAAUGCCAUCCAUACAAAAGUAAGAACAAAAGAACAUUUCUGUGUAUUAUACAAGAAAACUGGACAAAUAUAGAAUCGCUCUGCCUCUCUCUCUACAGUAUGAGCUGAGGGCUACUGUCAUUCACCUAACAAAGUUGAAAAGACAUUCCAGCAAAGCACAUCUGAUAACCAUAUACUGAUAUAAGGUGGUCAAUCACAGAUUUGUGUUCCCUCUUAAAAAGGAAGAAACAUAUACACUUCCCCUCGUUGCAGUAGAAAAUCUCCAGAGGAGCCUGCAGGGGAAGAGGCAGAGCCAAUAUCACGAGAUCGAUCGAUCAAUCGGUUGAACGAUGCUGCUGCUGAUGAUUCUCGUCCUUCUCCCAGCAUUGGUUCAUUCUGCUGUUGGAAAGCACACAUUCAAUGUAAGUACAACUUACUGUUUUGUCUUCUGCAUGAACAUAGAGUUCAUCUGUGGCUGGGUUUGAGAUGCUAUAAGAUAAAUGCAGGUGGUGUAGUCUGUAGAGCCAUCCCAUCCAUCUUCAUGGAACUCAAUUUCUUCGUGGUUGGAAAAAGAAUGAGGAAUAUUCGACAAGGGUAAAGAUCCCAUCAGCUUCAAUUUGGUUGAUCCGGUCCAAAGGAAUACCAUGAGUGUCCCCACCGGAGGAUGGACACACGAUCCGGUUCGGAGCCGAUAAUCCAGAUGAAUUUAAUUCCUUUUCGAGUUGUAAUAAUUGAAGAUUUUUACAUAUUUUCCUCAUUACUGUCUGUAAACUUGUACAGAAAGCAAGGAUUAUAAAAUCGUAUGAAACGAAUUUACAAAUAUACUAGUUAAUUGUGUGUUUGGAUGUGAUGUGGAUGUAGGUGUAUGGUUUUUGCAUUGCCAUUUGGAGGUGGAGAAUGGAAAAGGUCCAUAAUGAAAUGAGUCAGUACUUUAACCUCCCACAAUACUACAAAGUACAAAGGCUGAACUGCAGAAUUCAGGAAUCAACAAAGAGACAGUUGGAGUAGGGUUAGUAGACAGACAGGGGAGGUUUGUACUUUGUAGUAGGGGAGUGAGAAAAACUUUGCAUCUUAUAUUUUUUUUAUUAUAAUUCAAAAUUAUUAUGUAAAAAUUGGGACUUGGGAAUCUUUUCUUUUUUUUCCCUUCUUCUUUUUCAGUGAGAUGUGAUGAUUGAGGUGAUGGGUACAAAAAAAAAAAGGGGCUUACAAUGAUUGGACACAAGGAAAAUAAAAAGAAAGAAGCCCAAUAAUAACCUUUUGAUUUUCCUUUUUGCCUUUCACAAAUCUUUUCCCCCCCUUUCUGUUUUUGGAGUUAUACCACCAAAGGGAAAAGUUGAACAGAAAAAAAAAGAGGGUAAAAUAAAAAAUGGGUUGCACCAAAGUUAGGGUUUUGCCACUUUCAUGGCUCCCUCUCUCCAUCUCUGUCUCUACCCUUCUCUUUCAAGCAAUUUGAGAGAGGUUUGUUGUUUAGUGUAAAACAGGGGAUUCAGUCAUACACUUGCAAGUUGUGUAUGGGGAAAAUGGCUGUAACUGUUUGUAAAAUUGCACUCUUCCAAUUGAAGGGAAGUGAAAAUCGGGUCCCUCCAUUUUGGGGCCUCUUUGUCGUUUGCGUUUCCCCAUUUUAUGACAAAAGCACAAAGAGGGGAUUGUUUGGGGUAUUCGUUUUCCUUUUCUCCUUGUCGUUCUGCCAAUUUAUGUGCAUAAUAACAAAGUAAUAAACUAAUAAUGGAAUUAAAAGCAAAUAUAGGUAUGGGCAAAGAUUCACGGGGAGAAAUGAUUGACAACAAAUUCAAGGGAUAUGGGGAAGUUUUACCUACAUUAAGAGAUUAGUACACACCUUACUAAUUGAAAUUCAUAACCUCUUCAGCCACAAGCACGUUUCGGCGGUAUUUGAAUUCACUCAAUUAUUAUUAGAUUUCGAUUGAUAAAAUAAUUCGAGGUACGGUUCGGGAAUGACAUCAAAGCUCGCUUAUUGACUUAAAGAAAGAUGCAUCCAGACGAAAGUUUUACUUUGAGGUUGUAGUUGCUCAUAAUUUUACAAGAGUCACAAACUAGCUACCGGAAUCUGGAGUAUACUCCCACUUACUAGCAUUCUAAAUUCAUUUGUAUUACAACUUUCACAAACAUGAAAGUCACAAAACUGUACAUAUAGUGAAGAUAAAGCAAAAGAACGAUACUUCUUCCAUGCCUUAUUGUUUGUUGAUUAUUUUUCAUCAGUUUCACAAUCCUCGUACUAUCAUGCCCAUCCACAAAAAUAUUGGAAAGGUGAUUUCAUUAACUUCGAUAAUUAGGUGAACUAGAAGAAGAAGAUUAGGCACAUGAGGGAAGGGUGGAGUGACCUUACAAACAAUGACAGAUGACGAGCAACGACAAUAAAUUUUGACGACAAAAAUGCAGUACUCAUCGGCGACCACAAUUACAAGGACCUACAAUAGUGUUUCAACUUUCAACACUUAAUAUCGAAUGAACACGUACAAAAUAUUUAAAUUUUGUCAAGCAACACCACCUGAAUAAUUAAAGAUAACAAUGUAGAUAGCAUCAAUCAUCGUUGCUUCGUUGUUGUUUCUUUCCCCGUUAUAAGUAAAAAAAAAAUCUCUACCUACUUAAGAAUGGCUAUGCACGUACCUGUGUGAAAAACUCUUUUCUGAAAUGACCCAUCACCAAAGGAAAAUGAUGAAGUGAAAAUGAUGAACCUUUUUUGUCUUCAUGUGUAUGUGUUGGUGUGGUGCAACAAAAACUAGGUAGCUAUUGCAGUGUUGAAAGUUUCAAACUGGAGGGAUCGCCGGAGAUCGAUCGGAAGUCGUUUUCAUCUUCUCCAUUGAAGAAGUCGACUGACCAUAACUCCCCAAAUUGAAAACAACAAAACAAUGGCAAGUUUUUUUCAAAACGUCACAAACCAAGAUUUGCUCCAAUGCCACAAACAAAACAUAACUCGCGCCAACUUAGCUGCCGCCUUGGUCGUCAAAGUAGUAUAUAGCUAGCUGGAUACGUGUGUUCUUAGAUUAUGACCUCCACACUGACCCGUAUAAGGAAAAUUUCUUUAGAAUAUAUAGUAUUAAGAAUUUUAUCAAUCAACAUACUCUUUGGCCCUCGUAUUAAUACAAGGUUGAACAGAUAUUUUAAUUAGUGUUGGUCUGUUGGAGCUACGUAUAAUUCAGCAUCGACUGUUAAUUUCUCUUUAAUAUUUUAUUUUAGGUUAUCAUCCAUAAAAAAAUAAUUUAAUUGUUAUCGU
Messenger RNA from Linum trigynum, 4418 nucleotides. The record is from the annotation of a GenBank genome assembly. Lineage: Eukaryota; Viridiplantae; Streptophyta; Magnoliopsida; Malpighiales; Linaceae.